GUUUUUGCAUUGCGUAGGAAGACGGAUAAAGCAAGGGAGAGAGAUAGAUUGAGAAAGAGAGAGAGAGAAGGAGGAUUGAAAGAAGAUAAAACAGAAGCAAAAUCAUACGGGGAAACGCACGUUUUGCAGAUUCAAGCUUGAUUUUUCGACGGACGGGUCCGGACAUGGAAUUCUCGGAACUAUGCGCUCGCCUAUGACUUUCCUUCCGUAAUGUUUCAUCCGUUCGGCAUCCUGUCGUGCCGGUUGCCGCGUUUUUGCCCGAUGCUGCACAGGAAGCGAUGGUGGAACGAUGGCUGAAUUUCUCAGCCCAUACAUUGGAAUCCUACCAGAUAACUUGUGAAACACAUGGCUGGCGAGAGAUCUCCCGAUUACCGUGCGUCCAGUGCGGAAGAUAACGAUAACGACGAGAUCGAGGGCCUCAAUGAGAAGCUGAUACAGCAACUUCUGUUGUCCACGCAAAGAUUCUUCUCCUUGGAGCCUAAUACCUCGCUGUGCGACGUUAAGCCAGAAAACAAUAGCGGCUCUAAGGUAGACUCCAGCCCUCUGUUGUUUGGCCAUUGCAGACAUGACUGCUCUCUUCUGUGUCAUGAUAGCCCAGCUAAGAUGCCGGGCGCAUCGAAUCAUCUUCCACCCAUUGGCGUAUUUUGGGACAUUGAGAAUUGUCAGGUUCCUAAAGGUAGAUCCGCCAUAGCGGUCACGCAAUUGAUUAGGGACAAAUUUUUUAACGGUUAUAGGGAGGCGGAAUUUAUCGUGGUUUGCGAUGUUCAGAAGGAGAACAGUCAAAUCAUACAGGAACUGAAUGACGCUCAGGUUAAUUUAAUACACGUAGCUGCUACAUGUAAGAACGCCGCGGACGAGAAGCUUAAGCAGACCAUACGGAGGUUCGCCGACAUUCACGGCAGCCCGGCGGCCAUAAUCCUAAUAUCCGGCGACAUUAACUUCGCCGCUGAUCUCAGUGAUCUACGUCAUAGGAAGAAGAUUCAUGUGAUACUGCUACAUAAGAAGAAUACCUCGGAGGCGUUGAUAUUGUGCGCCAAUGAGCAUUACGACUUUAUGGAGCUCACGGAGCCACUGCCGUCCAGACCUCCACCAAAGGGUAAUGAAUCCUAUGACCUUCUAAUUAGUAACCUUCCCAAUGAUACGGAUGUUAAUGUCAUUAAGCGCCGCCUUAAGCAAUUAUCUGAAAAUUGCGGCGGUCGCGUGGUAGAUGUCCAGUCAAAUACUGCCAUUGUACGCUUUACGUCGCACAGUUCUGCAGACAGGGCUCAGAAGCGUAUGGAAGGGGAAUUUGUUUUUGGAUCGAAAAUAUCAGUAAGAUAUCUCGGAAAGGAGAAAGGAAAUUUAAUCGUUAAAAAUCUAGGAAGUAUCAUAACACGAAGCAGGGCAGUCAGCGAAUCGGAAAUUGUUACCGACUCCAAGCAAAGAAACUCCAAGCAAAUGUAUGCUGCGAGUGCCUCCGUAUUAGGGACGAGGACCCUCCAAUUCCCGCAUUUUCAAUCCUCGUCGUCUGUAGUGGGCGCCUAUCCUGCCUUCACUCCCCAUUGCGCGCCCAUCAAUGGCCCAUCACCGGGGAUGAUACAACCUCCAAUAUUUUUCGAGAGAUCGUAUCUGAAUAGCGGCGAUGUACCUUUUAAUAGGGCAUACAAUGACCUUACCAGGGUGCAGUCACCAAAUAUCAUAUGGCCAAUGGCGGGACCUCAAUACAGUCAUAUAUGGGAAGCACAAUACAAAGCGGAGAAAUCGAAGAUAUUAAAUAAGCGGGUUCACGUUCCGCAGGUUCGGGACAAUAAUAUUGCUCUUAACGCAGCAGCUUCUCGUACUCCUGAAGGUCUCAGACGCAUCAGAGGUACACAUGGCGCAUUUCUUCAUGUUUCCGAAUGGCUUGGCGCACAUCAUGCAAGACAGCCAUACAAUUCAUUAGCUGUUCCUCCUGUUUAUAAUGUGCAAUCCAAUUCUUACAAACGACGUAGCCCAUCCCCGCUGUACGAUGCGCCGACUAGAGAGAAGAGCUCAUGGCACGGUCAGAAUCAACAGCAGAUUCCUACACGAAACAAUAAAACGCCAUCACCUUACGAAAAUAAUAUGUUACAAGGGACAGGACAACACAAUCAAACAUCACGGUCGCAUCUGAGCGAUGCAGAAAAUGAAGAAGUAGAGAAAUUUUUUAAUCCUAUAAAUAAUCGCGUCGGACAUAGCACCAAUAAUGGCACUAAUAUACCCAUCGAAUUGCAAGUAACAAAUUUAGAUCAAAACAUCGAUAUGAAAGACAUGAAGCGAAUUCUUUCGUCUGUGUUCUUGGAGCACGUCUCGAACUGUCAUAUUUCCGUAUUUAUGCAAUCGGACGGCAAUUACGCCGCUAGCGUCAAAGUGCCCUCGUUAUCGGACGCGCAGUAUGCGAUCUCGCAGUUGCACCGCCGUAAAAUAGGCUACAAGCGCAUUUUGAUAUCUUACGCGCAUAUCGGCGGACCAAAUCUGCAGCUUAUCCGAGCGCAAAUCGUGUUGCUCUUGCAAGAGGUCCCGGGACACAAACUGCCGCUAUUCAAAUUCCGCGAGAUGUACGAGAGCCGAUUUAUGAUCUCAAUAAGCGUGUCGGAACUUUACAAGAUGAGAGACGUGUGCAUAAUCACCGAGGAUCCGAGCGGUAGAAUGGUCUCGCUCAGUCCGGAUCAUAGAAACACACCGUCGCCGUGCUUUAGUAAUACGACACAGGAUGGGCAAGUCAAGCUGCCGUAUUGCACAAUGCACAUGACAAAACCGUUGUCGGAAAACAAAGGCUGGGCGGAACAAGAAAUGGCAUCCUUACCCAACGUGAAGAUCUCUUUGAAGCUUCUCGAGACUCGCCUGCAACAAUUACUAACGUCGCACAACGGCAUUCUACCUUUGCCAAGUCUACCAACUUGUUACGAGGCUGAAUUCAAGGAACCGUUAGAAAUCAUAGAGGAGGGUGUACCCUUGGAGCAUUUGGUGUCGUGCUUGACAUGUUUCGAGCUAAGACAAGAUAUCGGCAGCGUGAAGUACAUCGUGUGGGUGGGGAAGAAAGAAAAUGAAAAUAAUGACGAAACUAAGUGCGUGAGUCCACCGCUCGCGAAUCAGCUAGCCCUUUUCAGCCGCGAACUGGUCGAUCUUCUGAAAACCGCUACGCACUGCCAGUUAUCUUUUAAUCGAUUUAUACCAGCGUAUCACCAUCACUUCGGACGACAGUGCAGAGUCGCCGAUUACGGGUUCACUAAGCUGAUAGAUCUGCUGGAGGCGCUUACACACACUGUCCAAGUAAUGGGAGAGGGCAACAAGCGCGUGGUUACGCUGUCGCAUCGUGCCCAAGUGCGCAGAUUCACCUCGGAUUUGCUGCGAGUACUGAAGUCGAAAGCGAGCAAGCAGGUGGCACUUUCGGAAUUUCCAAGCGUUUAUCAUCGAGUGAUAGCAAAACCAUGGGACAUCGUGGAUUACGGUGUGUGCGACAUCGAGGAUAUUCUUAGCGAAGUGUCCGAGAACACGGUCGUCGUAACUCCUAUGGAUGGCGGCGACAAGAUGAUAGCCAUCCCCAAACGCGAACAGACUGUCGAGGAGGUCGGACGAACGAAAUUGUUUGCCAAGGAGGUGGUCGAGUUACUGCAGCACGCGCCGCAGUGCAGGAUGCUGUUCAACAAGUUCGUACCUUCCUAUCAUCACCACUUCGGCCAUCAGUGCCGCGUGUCGGAUUACGGGUUCACCAAGCUGAUCGAGUUGUUCGAGGCGAUCCCGGACGUGGUCAAGAUCGAGGAGGUGAACGGUGGCGAGAGGCAGAUAUCCCUGACCGAGAAGGAGGGUCUGAAGGUCCUCUCCGAGCAGAUAUCGAAGUUGGUGAUGCGCACCAGAGGCGGCCUGAGUGUCUCGAGCAUCGGGCAGAGGUUCCUACGUCUGUUUGGCUACGCGCUACGUCCCGAGUUGUACGGCUGCGUUUCGAUGUUGGAGCUCAUGCAGAAGCUUGAAGACACCAUUCAGAUCAUACACUUGGCUACAGGACCGGCUAUCAUCACAGUGGACAAGUCGCAUCUGCAGCAGAGAACCCUCCAGUGCCGGCGUGUGCUGAUGGAGCAACCCCAACAUAGAAUGCCCUUCAAAGAAUUCGUACAGCAAUACUCUCAGUAUUAUAUGAAGCAAUGUGAUCUGGACGAGUUUAAGAGAGAUCUGUCGAAUGUUGUUCGGUUCACAGUGAUAAAUGGCGAGCAAUUCAUCGAGCUGACGCCACUGCAUCGUUUCGCCUGCGAGCUUUAUCGCGUAAUGUUGAAUUACGGUGGCACAUUAAGCUUAUCGCAGUUCGAUGUGUCAUACUUAAAUGUCACAGGCACAACUUGUAAACCUGCACAGUAUGGUUUUCCGACAAUAACUGCACUUUUACAAGCCUUGCCCUGUACUGUAAUGAUAAAGGAAACACGGAAGAAAGAAGCGAUUAUCUAUCUGAAUAAAAAGUUGGCCGCUUCCGUCGGGAUAUUCUUGCCGUACAAGCCGAUGUCAUCUUAUCACGAUACGGAUUCCAGCAACGAUUCUUUUGAAAGUGAUUCUUCGUGUCGCGCGAAUGCCGGUAGUGCUCUGGGCGUAGUGGACGAGAAUUGGAUUGAUCAGUUGACGAACAUGAGUUCUUGGAAAGCCAAGAACGAUAAAGGUCUGUGGCCGGAGACUCGUGACAAGCAUUGGAAGAACCUGCCGAAUUCGGAGGAACAUUCGAUUAACUGGGCGGUCUCGGAGAGCGGCGGCGAGAGCUUCCUGAACAGCUUGAUACGCACACCGAUACAACGUAAAUUCCCACCGCCGCCGCCCAAGCCCGACUCCCCGCCCGAGGAUAUCGCGUGCAAGGAGGAACACUGGAAAUCAUCGCUGUGGUCCCCAACAAAAUUUACUUAUUCUCAAGACGAACAUUCCACAAACGUGCAGGUUCCCCCGUUGACCUUACCGAGCUGGAAUCAGAUUCUGUCCAGCGACGGUAUAUCGAACUUGCUGUCGCCGACGAAAAAUCUAUUGCCCGCCGCUGCCAAUCCCUUGUACCCGCCUACCUCUCCUUACUACCAUAAGCCUGUCGUUGCGCCACACCCGUCGGAAUUGCCGCUACCCUCUCUGUCGUUGACACCCAAGAAGAAGACGGCGGAUAAUCAAAAGAAGACUGCCGUGAGGACGCAACGCAACCUCGCAAGUUCCGAAAGCGAGGACAAUAUUAUCGACGACGAUGAGAGCAGCGACAGCCAUAGCACUUCCAGUAAACUCUUUAAAGGCAAGAGACGUCUGGCGGCCCAAUUCAAUCAGCCGAUCGAGCCAUAAGCGGAGACGCCUACGCGAAGAAAGAGAGACGUUAAAACAAGUGAUAAAUAAGCUCAAGAUAAAAAAAAAGACCAGAUUGUGUUAAAUUAAUUUCUUCACGGAGAUGAAAACAAAGGAAAACUUACGGACUCUUCAACGGACUUCAGUAGAUCGCCAUCUAAAAUGGAUUGAAUUACCUAUACUCUGUUCCAUGGAUGGUAGGUACCCAUAGGUUAAUUUAUACUCGAGAAACAUUUACAACGCAGAUCUGUGUAUAGAUUAAAUGUAUAUGCAAACCGGACGGAGAAGCGAUUAUAGCACGAAUUAUUUUCAAAGAGUAUGAAAAUAUACAUCGAGAGUAGAUAUAUAUAUAAUAUAUGAUUGGUCGGGAUCGUAAUAAACGAAAUGCGUGAGCGACGCUUUAUACCGAAGUGACAUGUGCUGAUGGCUAAGAAACAUGUAGCAUUUUUUCGUACUGUGAUAUAGGGUAUUAAAAAAAAAAAACAAAGAAGCGAGAUGAUAGUGAAUAACUACACCAAGAAGGGAGCUUGGGAUGGCAAUAAUUAAAUCUUUCGGUCAAAUCAUCACACACAAGAAGCGUGCACAUUUGUGAAUUACGUGAACUACAACUUAUACCUUUUUACAUCGCAUCUAAUAUUUCCUUUUAUUAACAAAUCGCAUUUUGAUAUUAUUUGAUAUUUUAAUCUUUAUUCAUGUUUGUAUCGAAUUUACAAUCAAUUUUUACUUGAUUGUUUCGACUUAAGCUUAACGAUACAUAUCAUGGAGAAAUAAUGAUUUUUUAUACCCGUUCCUUUUUUUUUCCUAUUAUUUUAUACUCGUUAAACGAAAUCGGGAGGAACGAUCAGACUAGAUUCCGUAGUCAUCAAGUAUAUAUUUACAUUUAACUAUUCCUUUUUUUUUUUGUAAAUAAAUUAUUGUUGAAACGCUUCUUUCGAUUUGCCUUGCGUUCACAUUGCACAGGGACAAUGUGAGUUGCACAUUCAUAUAACAAUACUAUAUGUCCGAAGAAACGAGGUUUACGUAUAAUUGUUGCCACUUUACAAGCGAUAAGCGAAAAUUCUCCUGUCUUAUCAUGCGCACCUUCAGUCGUUCAUCUUGUUCAAUCGUCCUACGAAUUUCUCUCCAUUCACCGUCGAUACAUUAUUUUUUUUCUUUUUACUGCUCAAUGUAUAAUUUUUACGAGUGUGUGUCAUGUGAAUGAGUGCGGAUACACGGUGUGAAUACACGGCGCGAUGACAGAUGUGUGUAAAAAAAAAAAAGGGAUUGGAGUAAUGGAUAACACUGUUACCAAGUCGUGUUGAGUCGCGCGACUCUCACGAAAUAUAUACGUAAAGAAAAGAGAGGAUAAUUUUAUCGAUGAAAAAAAUGUUCGAUCGAUGUUUUUUUUUCUUAUGAGAUUAGUGCUUGUCGUGCGGGCAGAAUCGGGGGAAGGAUAACGACGUGCAAUGGCCGCGACGAGGGAGGUGGAGAAUUUUAACGGGAGGGUUCAUCGAGACGAGAUUCGCGCGCGUCCGGUAAUAUAUUAAAAUGGCGAUAAGUAUCGUGUAAUUUUUUUUUAUUCAAAAGGAGACGAGAGGACAAAAGAGUUUGCACCGAACAUCUCCCCGUCGCAGCGGCCAUUGCGCGGGUCCCGUCUUCCCUUUAUUUUUUUCUUCCUUUCGUUUGAGAAGCGAUGAUGGGAAUGCACUCACUGUGUGAUUCUGCCUGAUAUGGAACUCUUGUUUUUUUUUUUAUAAUGUUCUGCUGGUAUGUGUGUAUAUUAAGUGCGUAAUAUAAGAUGUAUAAUGAGAAUGUAAAACUUUUUUGAAUUGUACAGAAGGGAAUGAAUGUGUGAUGAUCUCACUUUUAAUCUUGUAUACUUCAUGCUCAUUGUAACUGUGACAUGGAUGUGUAAUAAUUUACAGCAGAGAAAGAGCGAGAGGGAAAGAGAGAGAGAGAUCGAUUAGAUUGUACUAUAAGAUUGUAGCUACAAUGGAUAAAUCAUCGAUGGAUUCCAAGUUUUAUGCGAUACUAGUUUGCCAAUUUAUCGUAAUGCGUUAUUUUUUUAAAAAACUGAAAGAUUUGAAAGAGAGAGAGAUAUAUAUAUAUACAUGUACGUAAUGUUCACGCUCUAUCUCCGUUGGAUCGAUGAAAAAUUUGCGAGUUUACGUUUAAGUGUGACAGUCGGGUAUUAGAUUAAUUAGGAUCGUGUAGUAUUCGUGACUUUUUUUUUAAUAUUUUGUUAAUUUAUUCCUAUUAAAAGAAACAGUUUCGUUACGUGUUUGUAUAUUUAUGCAUAAUGAAUUCUAUUGUAUUUUAUACUUUCGCGUGAAAAAAAAAGCAAUUUCCGUAAUGCGUAUGCGUCCUCUCAUGAGAGACGGGACUUUUAAUUCGCUCAGUCGGAUAUUUUUACGUUCGUGUAAUACGUGCCACCGUGUAAGAUACGCCGUGCGAGAGGUUGUCUUAUGUUCCAAAAUCGGGGAAUGCCUAAAAUAUAAGUUUUAUGCGUACUUUGCUUUGGCAAUUCUAAAUGAUGUAUGAGUAAAUCUGGAAGCGCAAUGUCGAAACGGAGAGGAGAAAAAAAUCUGUAAAUUCAUACAUAAUUACAUGAGAUGAUUUUAUCGUAAUAACAAAACGAGAGAAAUUGUGUGUAAUGUAUAAAUCAUCGAUGGAAUCGUGUCUAAAUGAAUAUUUCAUAAAUUAAUUUGAUAUACA
Wasmannia auropunctata (little fire ant) is the source of this 7986-nucleotide messenger RNA. It is a transcript of the gene Marf1, whose product is annotated as meiosis arrest female protein 1. Gene Ontology annotation, molecular function: CCR4-NOT complex binding; RNA nuclease activity; mRNA base-pairing post-transcriptional repressor activity. Lineage: Eukaryota; Metazoa; Arthropoda; Insecta; Hymenoptera; Formicidae. The coding region runs from base 346 to 5292 and encodes 1648 amino acids. Gene Ontology annotation, cellular component: cytoplasm; peroxisome. The transcript is spliced from 25 exons. The record is from RefSeq and is a predicted model, not a curated record. Gene Ontology annotation, biological process: post-transcriptional gene silencing.